CUGCAUCUCACACCGUAACAUCUCUCUCUGUCUACCACAACCACAACAAUGCCAGAACCACAGCAGAUCCCCCUCGAGACGUUCGACACGACCCUCAAGUCCAAGUACACUGAGGUCUCGACGUCGGCGAUCGGCGGGCAGGUCCUCGCGUGCAGCGACGACUUUUUCGCCUCGCGCGACAACCUCAUCAAGCCUGGCCCCUCGGCGUCGAUGAAGGGCCAGUUUGGGCCCAAUGGCGCGCUGUACGAUGGGUGGGAGAGCAGGCGGCACAACGAGGCGAGCGACUGGAUCAUCAUCAAGCUCGGCCCCGCCGAGUCCCACCUCGACUACGUCGACAUCGACACGAGCCACUUUAGCGGCAACGAAGCGCCCCAGUCUGCCGUGCUCGGCGUCCACGGCGCCGACGUCCCCCUCACCCCCGACGACAGCCGCUGGGAGGAGCUCUUGCCGGUGGUCACGCUCGGCCCCAACUCGCGCCACAUCUUCGAGCUCAACGCCAAGGCCAAGGAGGGACUUUGGAGCGGCGUCCUGGUCCGCAUGAUCCCCGACGGCGGCAUGGCCUCGCUGACGCUCGGCAAGGCUCGCUUCCGCGCGUAUGGCCGCCCCGCCCCGCCGACGCUGUACACGGCCCUGCCUGACCCCGACACGGCGCCCGUCAACCUCCUCUCGCCCCUGAUCGGCGGCCACAUUGUCGGCUGCUCGGACGCCAAUUUCUCGCCCCCGGGCAACCUCCUCCUCGAGGGGCGCGGACACGACAUGAGCGACGGGUGGGAGACGCGCCGCAGCCAGGAGGGCCGGGGCAAGUACGCUGCUGGGCAGCCUCUGGCGGGCAAGGAGCGCAAGGAGUGGGUUGUCGGCAAGCUCGGCGCCGCCGGCGUGAUCCGUUAUGUCGAGGUCGACUCGGCGUUCCACGUCGGCAACUACCCCGUCGCGGUGCAGGUCGAGGGUACGCUCUCGGACGCCGAGGUGCCCCCCGAGGACGCCGAGUGGACGGUGAUUGUCGCCAAGAAGCCCCUCGGCCCCCACCGCCAGCUGUGGCUCGCGACCGAGCGCAACGUGCCCGAGUCGCAGGUGUUCAGUCACGUCCGCGCCAGCAUCUACCCCGACGGCGGGCUCAAGCGCUUCCGCGUGUUCGGCUUCCCGAUCGCCAAGGGCGCCAAGCUGCAGGAGCCCGCAAAGAUCACCAUCACGGCCAUGCCGCUCACGUACGAGGCGUUUGCGCCGUACGGCCAGGUGAUCCAGGCGUGGGACAAGGACACGAGCGCGCCAAAGGGCAUCCAGGUCAACAUUGCCAACCAGGGCACGGCGUUCAAGUUCAACCGCCUCGCCAAGGUCGAAGAGACGUACCCCGACGGCAUCCUCAAGCGCGGCGGUGUCGCGCUGGCGUGCAUGCGUGCCGGGCCGCAGUUUGACGUGCGCAACGGCGCCACCAUCCCAGUCGUCAAGCUCGAGCGCCACGCGGCGACAACGCAGGCGUUCAUCCCGAUGGGCACUGGCCAGCCUGCCGGCCAGGAGCGCCACAAGCAUGGUGGCGCGUACGUCGUCCUCGCUGCGCACAACGGCGAGAACGACGAGCCGGAUCUCUCCACGCUGCGCGCGUUCCUCGCCACGGGCGCCCAGGGCGUCAGCUACAACGCUGGCGUGUGGCACCACCCCAUGCUGACGGUCAACGAGUGGAUGGACUAUGCGUGCGUGGACGCGCAGUCGGGCGACGACGGGCUCAAGAUUGACUGCGAGACGCUCGAGAACGACUGGUUCAACGUGUACAUCCCGCCGUAUGAGCCCCCCACCGUCCCCGACGAGCCUGUGGCGCCGGCACCAAGCGUCGCGUCCAAAUUCGCGUCGUUCCUCGCGCGCGGCGACGGCCUGAUCCACCCCGAGCCAAUCACGCACGAGGCGUUUGCGCCGUUCGGCGAGCUCGUCCGCGCGUACCCCAACAAGGCGGAUGCGCCAGCAGGCGUCCUGCACGGCGGCAACCCGGCUCUCAACAUCGCCAAGAUCUCGUGGCUGUCCAACCUGUCCGAGAGCUACCCCGCCGACGCGAACGCCACCACGUCCAUCGGCGUGUACCGCGCCACGCCCAAGGAGGGCUGCGACAGGGGCAAGGUGUUCGACGUGCGCCACAUGGAGCGGCACCCGUACACGUCGCAGGCGUUCAUCCCGAUGGGCAAGGCCGAGUGGCCGGGCAAGAGCGAGCCCAUGCUCCCGCCCAAGGGAACGUUCCUCGUGCUCGUCGCCGAGGGCGGCGCAGACGACCGCCCCGACCCGGCCACGCUCAAGGCUUUCACGAUGGAGUCGGGCACCGCGCUCAACUACAAGGCCGGCACGUGGCACCACCCGGUUAUUAUCCUCGACGGGACGCUCGACCUCGCGUGCAUCGAGACGCAGAUCGCCACGGGGGUGAAGGGCAGCGAUCCGCGAGACUGCGAGCUGCUUGUGUAUGACGGCGAGCCGUUUGCAAAGGUCGCCGUGCCGGAGUAA
This is a messenger RNA of Vanrija pseudolonga, 2481 nucleotides long. It is a transcript of the gene SPAC1F7.09c, whose product is annotated as putative allantoicase. NCBI's taxonomy places the organism in Eukaryota, Fungi, Basidiomycota, Tremellomycetes, Trichosporonales, Trichosporonaceae. The coding region runs from base 49 to 2481 and encodes 810 amino acids. Gene Ontology annotation, molecular function: ureidoglycolate hydrolase activity; allantoicase activity; ureidoglycolate lyase activity. The transcript has 5 exons. Gene Ontology annotation, biological process: allantoin catabolic process. The record is from RefSeq and is a predicted model, not a curated record.